AUGAGAGAAAUAUAUUUAAUAUUAGGCGCCGUCAUAGCGGCUAUCGGGCUAAACAUUGGACCGGUGGGGGCCGAGUGCGGGUACGCCGCCUGUCCGGUGACCGACCCAUCGAAGCUAAACAUACACCUCAUAGCCCACAGUCACGACGACGUGGGUUGGAUGGAGACGGCCGACGGCUAUUACGACGACUAUACCGGCAAAAUCAUAACAAACGCCGUGAUCGAAUUGGAAAAGGACCCUGCUCGUCGCUAUACCCAAGCUGAAAUCUACUUUUUCCACCGCUGGUGGCGCACACAGACUGACGAGCGCCGGCAUGUGGCCCACAAACUGGUAGCUGAGGGACGGCUGGUGUUUGUGAACGGAGGCUGGACUGUGAACGAUGAGGGCUCAGCUCAUUAUAAUAAUAUUAUUGAUCAGAUGACACUUGGUUUAAAAUUUUUAAACUCUACAUUUGGCGAGUGCGCUCAUCCCAAAGUAUCAUGGCAAAUUGAUCCGUUCGGGGCCUCCCUGGAGAUGCCCUCACUAUACGCUCAGAUGGGUUUUGAUACACACGUUUACAACAGGGGUCCAGACCUGGGAGAGUACAUAUGGGACACAUCCCGGGACUUAAACACACGUAUAUUUACCACGAUAUUACACAACGCCUAUAACCCACCCGAUGGCUAUAAUUUUGAAGAUGGUAAAAAUACUAUUACUGAUGUAAAUGUGCAUGAUAAGACACAAAAAUUUAUCGGCAUCUCGCGCCAGUGGAACAAAGAUUAUGGUAAUACCAAUCAUGUGAUGCAGACAAUGGGCGGGGAUUUUCAGUAUAGGACAGCUAAUAAUUGGUUUGACAACAUGGACAAAAUGAUCAAGGAGGCUAAAGCUAAUCACCCUGAUGUUAAUUUAUUUUAUUCAACCCCCGAGUGCUACGUGAAGGCAGUGAACGGUCUGAACCGUACAUAUGAUGAGCGCACUGUUGAUUACCUGUCGUAUUGGGUCGGCUAUUAUGCAAAUAGGCCUGCUCUCAAGUAUCAGGAUCGAUUAACCAAUAAUAUACUUCAGGCGGCGAAACAGCUGUCAGUAUUGGCCCGUUUGGACCCCUCAAAGACGGGCUCAUAUAUAGCCGAAGCGAGUAAUGAAGUGGCAGUACUGACACAUCACGACGCCAUCACCGGUACGUCACCGCAGACCACAUCCGACGACUACACACAACGGCUGCAGAGCGGAUACGCGGCCGCCAAACAAGUCAUACGUCGGGCCUAUAGUUAUCUCAAAUCGACGGACACCGAGAAACCGGUGAUCGUAACCGACGUGUACUGCGAUUCACUCAAUAUAACCGACUGUACACUAACUGAGAGCGCGGAUCGGGUGGCCGUCACUGCCUAUAACCCGAUCGCCCGACCCGUCACUCACUACUUGCGAGUACCGGUCACUGACGGUGUGUAUCGUGUGUUUGACUCGACCGGUGCUGAAGUGGCGGCCAAAUCACUGCUACCGGUGUCCGAAGCGGUCAGACUAUUGCCCGAACGUAAGGGUAGUCUCGGCACACAUGAACUGGUGUUCAACGCAAAGCUACCGGCGCUCGGAUAUACCACGUAUUUUGUUGAGAAACACAAAGCCAUCGAUAAGGACCCUUUGAUGCAUGUGUUGACCGGUGAGCGCACGGCCGCCGCCAUUGAAAUGAAAGGAAAAUCAUUUACACUAGAAGUAGACGGGACUACCGGUGCUCUCCAGACAAUUACACUUAACGGACAGAAACACAGACUCAACCAAUCGUUCAAAUGGUAUAAAUCAAUUGGCAAUCAGACGGGUCUCGAGGACUCCGGGAGUUAUCAUUUCUGUCCGGACGGCAACGCCCGGGACUACGGCCAACAGAAGCUGAUCUCAAGGCAUACGUCGGGUGCCGUACAUGAGCUGAACCAACAGUUUGCCGAUUAUAUACACCAAACGGUACGCACUUAUGAGGACAGGGAUUACAUUGAGUUUGAUUGGACGGUCGGUCCGAUACCGAUGGCCGACAAGAUUGGCAAAGAGAUUGUCACCCGAUUUGAGUCCGAUCUCCAGACCGAUGGCGUGUAUUAUACGGACUCUAAUGGCCGGCAGACUAUACGCCGGAAAUACAACCCUAACAUCAAAGGCUGUACUAAUAGCGUGAUUACCGCCAAUUGGUUUCCCAUUUAUAGUCACGCGUCCAUAAAGGAUGAGAAUCAG
Molecule: messenger RNA, 2193 nt
Organism: Medioppia subpectinata
Lineage: Eukaryota; Metazoa; Arthropoda; Arachnida; Sarcoptiformes; Oppiidae
Source: the annotation of a GenBank genome assembly